Elephantulus edwardii (Cape elephant shrew) is the source of this 3113-nucleotide messenger RNA. It is a transcript of the gene COL13A1, whose product is annotated as collagen, type XIII, alpha 1. The transcript is spliced from 40 exons. The record is from RefSeq and is a predicted model, not a curated record. The coding region runs from base 516 to 2669 and encodes 717 amino acids. NCBI's taxonomy places the organism in Eukaryota, Metazoa, Chordata, Mammalia, Macroscelidea, Macroscelididae.
AAGUAGCGCGGAUUGCUCAUCCGAUCCGUGCAGCCACGGCCGCUGUGUCAAGUUACAGAGGCGCCGGAAUCGGCCCCAGCGCUCCACCUCUGCCCAGGGGGCCCUCCAUGUGCGCCCCUGUGCCCCAGGACUGACACUGGCUCGCCGGCAAGACGCGAGUCACCGGGAAGGACCUACAGCGCGGAACCAACUCGAGGACGUUGCUGGUACCAGAAGGAAAAGAGGAGGCAGAGUGGAGAGCCUGCUAGAUCCCCCAAUAUUUCCUGGAUUUGGAACGUUCUUCGAAAUAACUUUUCUCACUUUGGUGCCCCCCUGUUACGGCUGGGGUGUGUUUUCGUCUUUUGCGCCCCUGCUGCUGACUUCUGCGUCCGCCCGGCCCGGAGCAAAGGAAAGGGACGUUUUCCAAAGCCACAACCCUUUCCCCCUGCCGCGCAAUCAGGGUCGCGCCUUUAGGCAGCGGCUGGCGCUUUUAUUUAUUCUAUUUAUUUAUUUAUUGGUUCUCGAGACUUGAGGAGAUGGUGGCCGAGCGCGUCCGCAAAGCGGCAGCCGCCGUUGCCCGCGCCCCCGGGGAGCUAGGCGCGCCCGGCACGGUGGCGCUGACGGUGGCGCCGGGCGAGCGCUGCGCGCGCCUGCCGAGCGCGGGGUCGUGCGGGCUUCUGGCAGUGGCCCUGUGCUCACUGGCGCUCAGCCUGCUAGCCCACGUUCGGACGGCGGAGCUGCAGGCCCGGGUGCUGCGCCUGGAAGCCAAGAGCGGGGAGCAGCAAACGGAGACGGCUAUUUUGGGAAGAGUCAACCAACUGCUGGACGAGAAAUGGAAGUUCCACUCGCGGCAGCGCCGGGAGGCCCUGAACACGCCUACGGGAUGUAACUGCCCACCAGGACCUCCUGGUCCCACAGGAAGACCUGGACUGCCGGGAGACAAAGGUGCCAUUGGGAUGCCGGGACGUGUGGGAACCCCAGGAGAUGCUGGAAUGUCCAUUAUUGGUCCGAGAGGGCCCCCUGGCCAGCCUGGCACUCGAGGUUUCCCUGGAUUUCCGGGUCCUAUUGGGUUAGACGGCAAACAGGGCCACCCAGGACCCAAAGGGGAGAUGGGUCUGAUGGGCCCCCGAGGACAACCGGGGCCUCAAGGACCAAAAGGAGAAAAGGGUCAUUGUGGAGAGUACCCCCACCGGGAACACCUAAGCAGCACCUUAGCAGCUCUGCGCUCCAACCAGAUAAUUACCCUGAAGCUGCUGCCUCUCCUCAAUUCAGUGCGGCUGGCCCCGCCCCCAGUCAUAAAAAGGCGGACCUUCCAGGGUGAACAGGGCCAGGCUGGCAUCCAAGGCCCACCAGGCCCCCCUGGCCCCCCUGGCCCGAGUGGACCUCUGGGGCACCCAGGCCUGCCAGGACCCAUGGGACCACCUGGUUUACCUGGGCCUCCUGGACCAAAGGGAGACCCUGGGAUCCAAGGCUAUCAUGGCCGGAAGGGAGAGCGGGGCAUGCCAGGAAUGCCGGGCAAACACGGAGCCAAGGGGGCUCCUGGGAUCGCUGUGGCCGGCAUGAAGGGUGAGCCAGGGAUUCCAGGAGCCAAGGGUGAGAAGGGGGCUGCAGGAACCCCUGGGCUACCUGGUCUCCUGGGACAGAAGGGAGAAAAAGGCGGUGCUGGCAAUGCCAUUGGAGGAGGCCGAGGGGAACCAGGCCCCCCAGGGCUCCCUGGGCCUCCAGGGCCAAAGGGAGAAGCCGGUGCUGAUGGGCAGGCUGGCCCUCCAGGACAGCAAGGAGACAAGGGAGAGCCUGGAGCAGCUGGAGAACAGGGACCAGCUGGCCCCAAGGGCUCCAAGGGAGAACCAGGGAAAGGGGAGCUGGUGGAUUACAAUGGAAACAUCAACGAGGCUCUCCAGGAAAUCCGAACACUGGCCUUGAUGGGCCCCCCUGGUCUUCCUGGGCAAAUCGGCCCACCUGGAGCUCCAGGGGUUCCAGGCCAGAAGGGGGAGAUUGGACUACCAGGCCCUCCAGGUCUCGAUGGGGAAAAGGGGCCUCGGGGAAAACCGGGAGACAUGGGGCCCCCUGGCCCACAAGGACCUCCAGGAAAGGAUGGGCCUCCAGGAAUAAAAGGAGAUGAUGGACUCACAGGGAGCCCAGGAGAGAAGGGGGAAAGAGGGGAGAUGGGACACGCAGGCUCCCCGGGAGAGAAAGGAGAACCUGGGGAGAAAGGUGACCCAGGCCUGGAGGUACCUGGGCCACCAGGACCAGAGGGACCUCCUGGGCCUCCGGGGCUGCAAGGUGUUCCUGGACCAAAGGGGGAAGCAGGACUGGAUGGUGCCAAAGGAGAGAAGGGUAUCCAGGGAGAAAAAGGAGACCGAGGUCCUCUGGGAUUGCCCGGAGCUUCAGGUUUGGACGGCAGGCCUGGGCCACCGGGUACUCCAGGACCAAUCGGAGUUCCAGGUCCCGCAGGACCAAAGGGUGAGAGGGGCAGCAAAGGAGACCCUGGGAUGACAGGACCAACGGGAGCAGCUGGGCUUCCUGGUUUACAUGGACCUCCCGGCGACAAAGGCCACCGGGGGGAGAGGGGGAAGAAAGGCUCUAGAGGGCCAAAAGGGGAUAAGGGAGACCAAGGAGCGCCCGGAUUAGAUGCCCCCUGCCCGUUGGGUGAAGAUGGUCUACCAGUCCAAGGCUGCUGGAACAAGUGAUGCCUCUAACCUUGGACUGGCCUGUGUGUGUGUUUGUACAUAGAAUAUUUAUUUUUAUACAGUUUUCACUUUUUGAAAGUGCCUGACGUAUGAUGCAUCUUACAGAUUAUUAAAAUGCAAACUCUGCAUAUUUUGUACAGAAAAUGUCAACCUCCUCCCUUUUGUUUACAAGAUUUUUUUUUAAGUCCACGUCUCUAAUACACUUUUUGUUUGUGAGUGCGGUUGUAAUGUUUGCAUGAUAUUUGUGCACACUUAUUAAGUAUUGAAGCUUAAUAAAUUAUUUUGUUCUGGUGCCAAAGGGGGCCAUCAGCAUUCAGGUGCUGGCUAGCUUAUGUGUGAAUUCACAUAAAUACGAAAGGUGGCAUAUGCCAACCGGGGUAUGUCUGAGAAUAUUUUCAACUCUAUGGAUUUUUAUUAUUAAAAAAUAUGAAACUUGCAAAUUCA